UGUUUGAAAAUAUACAAUGUUUUUCCACCAGUGGCUGUGUGCCUGUGGAGCCCGGAGUUUACACAAGAGCUUCUCCCGGCUGCCCAAAAGACAGCGCUUCUCUACCAUCUCUCUUACCUGUGCCUGGGCAAGUUCACCAACCUGGAGAGAAUCAUCAGGAGUCGGGCGGUGGAAACACAGCUUCUGUUCGGCUCCUCUGAUGCAACUAUGUUGAAAUGUAUUUUGACCAGUGAAAACCUGGUAAAGUCACUGUUUCCCAUGUUGGUGACAGCUGUGGAGAAGAAUAAGCCGACUUUGGCGGUCAAAUUCCUAGAAAAAGCACGAGGUUGGAUCAAAGACAUUAUCACUGAUGUGGACAAGAUUGUGGAGAAGUAUGAUUUACACAACAAAGAUGUAGCAUCAUCCACCAGUGAUGUUAUCCAGGAAAAACAAGAUACAGAUAAAAAGAUUACAGAACAAGACCAAGAGUUGAAGGUGAUUAAUAAAGCCCUGAAUGAGAUGAAAUCUAAACUCCAGAAAACCACAGCAGAGCUUGCUGAAACUGAGAAAAAGAUAAACAGCAAAACCCAAGAAAUUCAAGAAUUUGCCAGAUGCAUAACUCAAACAAGUAAAGGCCUCGGCAUCUUCGCUGCAGUCGUUCCAUUCAUCGGGCCACUUGUUAAAGGCAUUUAUGAUGCUGUAAAGGAUCCUCAACACACUGCACAUAUAAAGGCUCUUGAAGCUCAACUGAAUGUCCUCAUCGCUGAGAAGACUGAUCAGAAACAGCAGCACUGGCAAAUCGAACUCCAGAUCAUUGAUUGGCAGAUGAAGGCUGCCAGAGCCAGUUUUGACCGGAAGUCCAUACCCAACCCCAUCCAUCUAAAUGAAGUUCAGAAAAGCUUGUCAAAAAUUCAGGACAUUCUGAUUCAGCUCAAAAACUUCUGGGAGAGUGUUGGUCAGAUGCUGGACAACCUGGAACAGAAGACCUUUGUUGGAGAAGAUCUUAUCGAGGAAAUUUACGCAUUUAAAGAGGAAUUUAUUGACUCAAUCAAAUCAGCCACAGAGGCUUGGAGCAGUUUUGGUGAAGGCUGUCAAAGAGCAUCUGCCAUCUUUAAGCUCCAGACCAGAGAUGCCUACAAGUUUCUGGAGGUCAGUCCUUCCUCUCUCUCCGCUGAGCAGUGGCAAAUACAGUACAGACGUGUAAAGAAACAACUGGAGAAAAUAGACGUGCUAGAAGCUGUGACGUCCUCUGUUACUCCUGCCCUUGAAUGAUCAGAGCGCUGACACACACGAGUCCUCUUUGAGUUUUCUGCCUCAUGAUGCUGGUAAUCUGGUAUGAUGAUGUUUAGCCUUUUUAAACACUGUACUUGUAAACCGCAGAGUUCUGUAAUCCUUUCUACUAAUGCCUAAAACACUCUAUAUGUACUCCUCUCUGUGUGUAUCAUCUCUUUAUGAGCUCUUGCAAAAAGACUCUCGUUGAAUGGAUAAAAAUGGAUGAAUGCUUCUAUGAAUAAAGUUUGAUAACAUCAUUA
Messenger RNA from Rhinichthys klamathensis goyatoka, 1511 nucleotides. RefSeq lists its product as uncharacterized. The record is from RefSeq and is a predicted model, not a curated record. The annotation marks the transcript as partial. The transcript has 5 exons. Lineage: Eukaryota; Metazoa; Chordata; Actinopteri; Cypriniformes; Leuciscidae.